CAGGAGGAGCCCCAGGAAUAUAUAGACCACUACAAUAACCAAACCAUGAAAUGAAUAAUAAAAUUUGGGCCAAACACAAGAUUAAUGAGUUUCCUAUUAUCAUUACCACCCUAUGCAGCCUUCUCUCGCCAUUCCCAUUGGAUGAACUUGCUUUCCGAUAUCUUUUUAGCAGAGCAGGUGGAUGUAGUGGCAAGAAGCCUGGACUGAUACCAUGUUAGGUGGUAAUAUCAUACACGCUACAGCGCAGCCUGGAGUCAAGAGUGAAACUGGAUAAUGAAGUAAGACCUAAGACCUGAGACAAAGGGAAGGACAGAUGGCGGUGGCUGCAGAAGUUUAAUCAGCUUUCCUGAGGCACAGAGUAGGAGGAGGACGAUGGUGAGGAGCAGCAAUUCACCAACCUGCGUGGACACAUUUAUACGACAUGUGCCCCUGCUUCAUACUACAGGACUGCGAUCUAUGAUGGCUUCUCUGUCCAACACAGGUUACUGAUGAUGGAUUAUUUCACCCAACGGGCGAGACCCCACACGUAUCUACAGAACAACUCCCAACGAUAGUUUGUAAUAAAUGUUUUACAAAAUAUAUUUUUUUAAAUUUAUGGAAUUACUACUGUGCCUCAAGAUGUAUUUUUUUCUUUUGAGAAGAAAUCUUGCCGCUUUGCUUCAUAUUUUUGAAGUGUUAUUUUUCAGUCUCCCGACAGUUAAGUCGCAGGGUCUUUUUCCUGCGCUGGAGAACAUAGCAGCGUUAAAACCCAUAUACACCGAUCCACCUGAAGCUACCUGCGGAAUCCCAAAAAGAAGCGUCUUUUGUCAAAGCGAUGCGAAUCUACAGAGUCUCCAGACCUGUAAUCAACGGCUAUGCGUACAGGACUGUCCAUACAGAUCGGUUUCUCCAGGCUUCCAUCAGCUUCUUCAGGGGGAUCUUGGCAUCUGCGUCAGGAAAGACACUAUCGAUUUACCCCCAAAGUCUGUCAAAAAUGCCACCAGCUUCAUAUUUUAUGAUCACAAAGACUGUUUUGUUGCUGCUCCUGCUUUAAAAAUUGGAAAUUCAUUCACCCUGACCACGUGGCUGAAACCGGAGGAGGACGGUGAAAUGUGUGUGAUAGAAAAGUCUGCUGAUGGGCAGAUUGUGUUCAAACUCACAAUCUCCGAAAAAGAGACGGCGUUUUAUUAUCGCACAGUAAAUGGUUUGCAGCCUCCUAUAAAAGUAAUGACACAGGGGAGAUUUCCUGUGAAGAAAUGGAUUCAUCUCAGUGUGCAGGUACAUUAUACCAAGUUUGGUUUUUUCAUCAAUGGGCCUGAAGAAGAUCUAACACCAUUUGAAGCAAGGUUUCUUAUUGAUCCCAUUUAUGAAUCCAAUACUGGAAGUGUUUUAAGACUUGGACAAAGUAUAAAUGGGUCGGAUCAGUUUAUUGGAAGGAUGCAAGACUUCCGGAUGUAUCAGGAAGCUCUAACAAACAGGGAAAUCUUGGAGGUGUUCUCUGAAAAGUUUACCCAUGUCCAUAUUCAGUCGGAAUGCAGAUGCCCCAGCAGCCACCCACAUCUUCAUCCCGUGGAGGGAACCUACUGUCUGCCAAAUGGGGUCUACAACACAACGAAGGAUAAAGUUUUAAGGCUAAAUAGAGAUGCCCACCCGGUGUCUUACAUAAAUGAUAAUGAUCUCCAGACCACGUGGAUUUCUUCUAUUUUGUCUGACUUGGAAAGAGGCCUAAGUAUUACGCUGGAUUUAACCAAUGGACAGUAUCAGAUAUUUUACGUCACUAUUCAUUUCUAUAGCCCAAUGCCAAAGGCUUUAAAAAUCCAAAGGAAAAAAAAUAGAAAUUCCUUCUGGGAAGACUGGCAGUAUUAUGCGAGUGACUGUCAAGACUUUGGAAUGGAAAAUAAUGGAUUUUUAGAAGACCCAAAUUCUGUCAAUUGUCUGCAGUUUCCCAGAGACGCUCCCUAUUCUAAUGGAAAUGUCACUCUAAGCCUCCUGACUCCGGAGCCCAAUCACCGUCCGGGUUACAAUGACUUCUAUAAUAACCAGGACCUUCAGGAGUUUGUUAAAGCGUCUCUGGUGAGGAUUCAGUUAUUAGGUCAAUAUCAUACACUGGAGUCUAAUGUGAGUUUCCGACAUCGGUAUUAUGGCGUUAGUGAAAUCAACAUCAGUGGACGAUGUAAUUGCCAUGGGCAUGCUAAUUCUUGUGAUACAAGCGUUUCACCUUACAAGUGCCUAUGUGACACGCAGAGCUUCACCGAUGGGGAUACAUGUGAUCUCUGCCUGCCCCUCUAUAACAACAAGCCUUUUCGUCAAGGUGACCAUGUGAACGCUUAUAACUGCGUGCCGUGCCAGUGCAACAACCAUUCAUCCAGCUGUCACUAUAAUGCAAGUGGAGACCCUCACCCCGAUGACCACGAGCGAGGAGGCGGGGGGGUGUGCGACAAUUGUUUGCACAACACUGCAGGAAGAAACUGUGAAGUUUGCAAGAUUUUCUUUUACCGGAAAUUUGAGGCUGACCCAUCUGCCAUUGAUGUAUGCCAGCCCUGCGACUGCAAUGAGGCUGGCACUGCUAACAAAAGCCGGGAAUGUGAUGAGCUCGGAGGUCAGUGCAGAUGUAAAGCGAAUGUUUGGGGCAGGAGAUGUGAUCAGUGCAAAGAUGGAUUUUACAAUUUGCAGGAAUCCGACCCUAACGGCUGCCAACCCUGUCACUGCAACACAUCCGGAACGAUCGAUGGAAGUCACAUAUGUCAUCGUGUCACAGGCCAGUGCCAGUGCAAAACACACGUCAUUGGUCCCCGGUGUGAUGGCUGCAAACUGGGCUUCAAACAAGACACAUUAGGGCAGGAGCGCUGUAUACAAUGCACGUGCAGCCCUUAUGGCGCCAUCAAUCAAUUUUGCAAUCCAGUCAGUGGACAAUGUAAAUGCGGAGAGAAUGUCAGUGGACUCGGCUGUGACACCUGUAUUGACAACUAUUAUGGGUUGGAGGCUGACGGUUGUAAAGCCUGCGCGUGUCACGCGGAAGGGAUUAUCCCUGGAACAGUUUGUGAUGCCGUGACAGGACAAUGUGUUUGUCAGCCUAAUGUUGGCGGAAGGCGGUGCGAUGAAUGCUCCGAGGGCUACUACAAAUUCACACAAAAGGGCUCUACGUCCUGUCUCCCCUGCCGCUGUGAUAGAUCGGGGGCAAUAAACGCUUCUCAGUCAUGUGACCGGUUAACGGGACAGUGCCUGUGCAAGGCCUCGGUGACAGGUCAGCGGUGUAACGUCUGCAUCGACCGCACCUACGAUCUGUCUAGUGAAAAUAUUUGGGGCUGUCAGGAUUGUGACUGUGACCUUAAUGGAACAUUACCGGGCUCGGUGUGCGACCGGAUCAAUGGGCAAUGUCAAUGUCUGCCAAAUUAUCAAGGAAGGAGAUGCAGCCAGUGUAAGCCUGGUUUUCACUUGUCUAGGGAUAGUACGGGAUGUAUGCCCUGUGCUUGUCACCCCCAAGGAUCCAUAAAUGCCACCUGUGAUGAUAUAAGCGGGCAGUGCUAUUGUCAGGACUCCUCCAUAUCAGGACUGAAAUGUGAUCGAUGUGGGGAGACAUUCUAUGGAUACGAUUCAGAUACUGGAAGAUGUCGGCUUUGCUCAUGUAACAAAGCAGGCGCUGUCAAUACCAGCUGCCAUGCCACAACUGGUCAGUGCUUCUGCAAAGAAUUUGUGAGCGGUAUCAAUUGUUCCCAAUGUAUCAAAGGUUCUAGCAGUCUGGAUGGGAAUAAUCCAUAUGGGUGCAGUGCAACUCCUUCACAACAACCCCCUCCGCGAGGACAUGUCGUAAACAGCACGGCCGUAAAGCUUACCUGGAGUCCACCAGAUUCCCCAAAUACCAAUCAGAUUAAUUAUGUGCUCUACAGAGAUGAUCUUGGGAUCUAUCAAACCACUGACUAUUACCCCUACAGUAUACAGCACUACCUGGAUAGAUCUCUUCAGCCAUAUACUAUCUACACCUAUCAUAUCACUGCUAGAAAUAUCCAUGGAUCCAUCAGCAGUACCAAUGUCACCUAUCAGACCAGAGCCGGCCCACCAUCUGGAGAAAUAGAGUUAAGCUUAGUGCAUCCUGUGGGUCAGUACUCUGCUUCAAUGAACUGGACUUAUAUUCCAGAUGCUCUUGGACCUGUUGAGACAUUCAGGCUAGUCUACACAUUACAAGGGUCAUUGGAGUCAAAUAUGGCUUAUGAGGGCCAGGAGACACAGGUCACGGUUCAUAAUUUAUCACCCUUCACCAAGUAUAAUUUUUCACUACAUGCGUGUAAUUCUGAGGGCUGCCUACAGAGUUUACCAAUCACAGUGGUAACGGCUCAAGCACCUCCUGCAGAUCAGAGUCCACCAGUGGUCCAAAAUUCAAGCUCUACAGAUCUUCACCUCCAAUGGUCACCACCACUACAACCUAAUGGAGUUGUUAUAAGGCACGAGCUGUAUAUGAGAGAUUUACACCAGAUCAUUGAAAGGCGAGUUUUCCAUGCAAGUGGAUGGCUGAACCCUCAGCCGGUGGUGGAGUCUGAGAAUGAGAAUGCAUUGAUGCCCCCAGUGACCCAUGCGGUGAUCACCAACCUGGACCCCAAUACAGAAUAUGAGUUUUGUGUUGUGACCACUAACAUGGCUGGUAGUGUGGCUUCAGAAUGGGUGGUAGUAAAAACAGCAGAAGCAGAACCGAUAUACAUGCCAUCUCCAUCUGUGAUUCCUCUUACAUCGAACGCUCUAAAUGUGUCUUGGGAGAAGCCGAGCAACAACGUAGCCAGAGGAGAAAUCACCGGUUAUACAGUUAACAUGGUAUUGGCUGACCAAGUGGAGGAAACAGAUGUAAAGGGAGCUUCUUCUAAGGUGUUAUAUGUAGCGGAGAGUCAUGAAGUAUAUUAUGAAGUGACAGCACUACAGGCCUAUCAUGAUUACGCCUUCACCAUCACCCUCUGCAAUAAGAUUGGUUGUGUAACAAGUAAACCUGUGCUCGGGAAGACUGUAGCUUCAGCCCCAGAAGAAAUAAAGCCACCAGUGGUAGAGGGAAUCAAUAGCACUGUAAUGAAGAUUACUUGGUCUGCUCCUGGAAAACUUAAUGGUCCUCUGCCAUUCUACCAGCUAGAGAGGAUUGAGCCAUCACUGACCAUACAAGACAGGACAACCUUCAUCAAAGGAGCUCACUUCCCAGGACACGGCUACGUCAGAUUCUCAUCGUCCUCUUUGCCAGGAAACACAUAUUUCACAGGUAUUAACAUACAAUUCAGAACAAAGGAAGCGGAGGGUUUGAUUAUGUGUGCUGUGUCAGCUGGAACGCAAGAAGAAUACAUUGUGCUUCAAAUAAGGAAUGGACGUCCUUACUUCCUUUUUGAUCCACAGGAUUCGGCAGUGGCAGUAACUCCCACGAAUGACAAAAACAGGCUUUACAAUGACGGCAACUGGCAUCAGAUCAUUGUUACAAGAAAUGGAGCUUCAGGAACUAUAACUGUGGAUGAAGAAUAUUCAGGCUCUACGUCAGGCCCAGGCAGUGGCACGGUUAUUGGUGAAAAUACCGGUGUGUUUGUUGGAGGCCUUCCUGCAAACUUCUCUGUCAAAAGAAAAGACGUUGGUGACACACAAAUAAUCCAGAAGGGUUUUAUUGGCUGCCUUGGUGACGUAUUCAUACAGAAAAGUGACAGUCCCGAGGAAUGGCAGCUCCUAGACUGGGAUAAAGCUGAAGAACAUAAUAAUGUUUAUGAGAAAUGGGAGGGAUGUCCAGAGUCUCCUGAGGAGGGUGCACAUUUUUUAGGCUUUGGCUUCCUUGAACUGGAUGCUUCUGUAUUUCCUGGUCACACAGAAAAUGAAAUAUCAUUUAGGUUCAAAACUGACCAGCUGAGGGGCCUCCUGCUUUUCAUAUACAAUACAGAUGGACCAGAUUAUAUCCUGGUUCAGGUAGAUAAUGGGAACCUUACUGUAAAAUAUAAAAGUCAUUCUUCACUGUUACAAAUCAAUCUUUGGGCCGGACUUUCAUACUGCGAUGGCCAAUGGAACCACAUGUCAAUGAAAACAGAGGCUGAACAUUUCUAUGUACGGCUCAAUAACUUGAUAGAACGGAUGGAUGAGCCUGAAGCUCUUGAGAUAAGGGUUAAUUCUCCCAUCUACAUUGGAGGAGUCCCAGAUCAUGUACAAACCUUAUUCCCAGAACUUCAUAUGCAACAAGGGUUUGGCGGUUGCUUGACAGAGGUCAGUUUUGCGCAGGGUGUAAUAGUUAACAUGGCAUCAGCGUCUAGGUUUGCCGUCAGAGUCAGUCUGGAUGGAUGCCCGUCAUCUGAAAACUCCAUAAACUGCAGAGGAAACGACUCCACCAUCAUCUACAGGGGAGAGGAGGAGGACGCUCAUGACUACAGUGUGCAACCAUUUACAGAAUAUUUGUAUCGUCUGAUUGCGUCAAAUGAAGGAGGAUCGGGGACAAGUUCUUGGGGUCGAGGCCGUUCCAAAGCGGAUUUUCCACCCAGUAGACUGAUUCUUCUAGAAGUUCUUCAACUCAGUGGAACAAGUGUGGAGGUGACCUGGAAAAGACCUACUGGGUUCAGAGGAAUCAUUGAACGCUAUGUUUUAUCAGCAGAACCAGAGAACAAUCCAAAUGUAUCUACAACCCAAACUGUGCUUCUAGACACCACUCAAGCUAAUGGCACCCUGACAGGCUUAGCGCCCUUUACGAAAUACGCGGUAACGUUAUCCGUGUGCACUAUAUCUGGAUGCAACGUGAACUCCCGUGUUCUGAACAUCACCACUCUCCAAGAAGCACCAGGUGAUGUCCAACCACCGACUGCAGAAUCUCUUCCUUUUUCUUUAUAUCUAAACUGGUCUCCACCCAGGAACCCAAAUGGAAUUAUCACAAGAUACAUUUUAUACAUGGAUGGAGUUCAGGUUCACACUGGGAAAGAGACAGGAUACAUUGUUACCGGAUUGGCAGCUUUCACUGCGCAUUGGUUUUUGUUGUCUGCAUGUACGGUGUCCGGAUGUACGAACAGUUCUCGAGUCACCAUGACUACUGCACAGCUUCCUCCAAAAUAUGUCGCUCCACCAGUGCUUAGGGUGCUGGAUUCUACAAGGAUCCACGUCAGAUGGAAAGAGCCGGAGAUAAUGAAUGGUAUACUUGAGUGUUACAUGCUUUAUAUAUCUGAGAACAUGGGAAGUCUCUGGACCACCAUCUAUAACAGUACCGAGCUGUUCCUAGAUCACACUAUCCAGGGGUUAACACCAGGAACCAAAUACUUCAUAAAACUGAGUGCUUGUUCCGGAGGAGGAUGUACAGAGAGUGGCAUCAGUGAGGCUUCCACCAUGGAGGGUCUACCAGAAGGCAUCGGGCCACUCAAUAUCCAGUCACAUUCUCCUGGAUCUUUUCAUAUUUCUUGGUCAAAACCCCAAUCCCCAAAUGGUGUUAUAACAUCUUAUGGGCUGUACAUGGAUGGAAUCUUAAUGCAGAACUCUUCACGUCUAAGUUAUUUUGUAGACGGCUUGGCUCCCUGGAGUAAACAUUCCUUCAGGCUCCAGGCUUGUACUGCAAAAGGCUGUGCCUUAGGUGAAAAGGUUGUGGUCUAUACUCAAGAAUCUGAGCCAGAAGGAACUGUUUCAGUCCAUGCGAAUGUAAACGGGCCAAAGGAUGUCCAGCUGAAAUGGCAAGGACCUGAAAAGCCCAAUGGCCUUAUUACAUACGAUGUCAUUUUUAAUGGCUUGUUUUAUGAAAAAGAAGGUGAUGAUAUCCUCAGUAUCACCAAUUCAAGCCGGAUCCUCUAUCAGAGCCAAGAGAGUGAUGAAUGGGUCUUGGUGGACGGUCUUGUCCCCUUCUCUACAUACACCGUCAGAGUCAACGCAUCCAAUAGCCAAGGUCGUGUUUCUAGUGCCCCCAUUAUAAUCACAAUGCCCCCUGGAGCUCCAGAUGGUGUCCUGCCUCCGAGGCUUUCAUCUGCUACCCCGACCAGUCUUCAGGUUGUCUGGUCUUCACCAGUUCGAAAUAACGCUCCUGGCUUACCCCUCUAUCGGCUCCAGAUGAGAUCGACAAAUCCCACCAACAAAAUCACGGAUCAGUUUUCAGGCCCGAGCUUCUCCUUCACGUAUACUGUUAAAAAUCUUCAACCCUACACCACGUAUCAACUCAGGAUGAUGGCCUCUAAUGCCUAUGGAGAGACCUACAGCAAAUGGACCAGCAUGUCUACAGAACAAGACAAACCAGGAUCUGUUGACCCGCCUCGUCUCUUCCAAGUCAAAUCAAGAUCUAUAACUAUAACAUGGCAACACCCAACAAAACCCAAUGGAAUUAUAAGUCAUUAUAACAUUUACCAAAAUGGAAGCUUGGAGAUGACUGUGCCAGGAAACAUAUCUAGUCACACAUUCCGUGAUUUAUCUCCCUACACAAUUUACCUGUAUGGGAUAGAAGCAUGCACAUUGGCUGGGUGUUCUCUAUCAGAGGAGCCGAUAGUCAUAGAGACCUUUCCAGAUGCCCCAAGUGAUGUUCUACCACCUGAUCUCCAGUCUGAUAGCCCAACAUCUGUGUUAGUAAGAUGGCGACCUCCGCUCCACCCAAAUGGUGUAAUAGAAAGCUUUAGUAUUGAAAGAAGGCUCAAAGACACCGAACAUGUGGAAAUUAUAGUGACGGUACCAGGCAAUCACCGAAUGCAGUAUGUAGACCAAGCAAAUGACAUUAACCCAUGGAAGACAUAUGAAUAUAGAAUGAUUGCUACAACUUUUAAUGGUGGAACAAACUACAGUGCCUGGGUGGAGGUCACAACAAGACCAUCAAGACCGGUGGGAGUGCUGCCACCAGAAGUGAAUACAUUAGGUCCAUAUACAGCAAAGGUCACUUGGAUUCCUCCGCUCAGACCCAAUGGAGAUAUAUUAAGCUACGAGAUCCGCAUGCCAGAUCCUCGGAUCCUCCUGACUGACCCCACUGUCCUGAAUUAUAUAAUGACAAAUCUGAUCCCAUACACUAACUAUUCUGUGACCCUUGUGGUCUGUUCUGGAGGGGGGUCAGAUCACGGUGGGUGUACAGAGAGCCUGCCGACCUACGCCACCACGCAGUCUGCACCUCCCGAGGGCAUUCGCCCGCUAUCAGUGAUACCAGUUAGCGAUACUUUCAUUGCUAUUUCAUGGCAACCUCCUUUACGGCCUAAUGGACCAGAUAUAAGAUAUGAACUCCUGAGACGUACAAUCCUGCAACCACUUACAUCAAAUCCCCCUGAAGAUUUAAAUCUGUGGCAGAAUAUUUACUCAGGAACUCGGUGGUUCUGUGAAGAUAAGGGUCUUAGCAGGUAUACCUUUUAUGAGUACAAGCUGAUUGUGUACAAUUCUGUAGGAUAUACAUCCGGCCCAGAAGUACAAGCAACAACCCUUCCAGGCCCCCCUAAAUGGGGAAGUGAUCUGACUGUGAAGGCCAUAAACCACACUGCUGUAGAAGCCUUCUGGACCAAACCCUCCGUACAAGAUCUACAAGGAGAUGUCGAUCAUUACACCCUGGUCCUACAGUCACCCACAUAUAACCGGUCGCUGACGUUCCAGGCGAAUGUGAACCGAGCAGUGAUUGGCGGAUUACGCCCAAACACCGACUAUCACCUCUAUGUGGAGGUCUCCAAUGGGCCGCACAGUAUCAGCAGCGGCUGGGCACAUGUGACCACCUUAGAUGGAGAGCCUGAGGGUCUGCUCCCUCCAGAGGUUGUGGUAAUCAACAGUACAGCUGUACGUGUCAUCUGGUCGUCCCCUUCCAAUCCAAAUGGCGUUGUCACAGAAUAUUCCGUCUACGUGAGUAAUAAGGUCUACAAGACGGAAAGAGAGACGCCUUAUGCCUUUAUAGUGGGAGACCUGGCUCCAUAUACAGUGUACAGUAUACAGGUUGAAGUUUGCACUACAUAUGCCUGUAUAAAGAGCAACGCUACACAAGUGGCAACCGUUGAAGGAUUACCAACAAGCAUACCUUCUCCAACUAUACUGAACGUCACUGCCAGAUCGGUGGAGAUUCAUUGGUCUCCACCGGAAGAACCUAAUGGAAUUAUUCUCGGGUACGAGCUCAGAAGGAGACAUACACAUCCCUGUAAUUUAAUGAAGAUACGGACAAUGUAUAACAAUGGGAAUUACUGCUUGUUUGUCAAAUGCAAGAAAGGAGAAGACAUUUGUGGAGAGAAGUGCUACAACCCUCAGCAGCAGGUGUGUUGCCGUGAAGUUUUGCAUGACAGAAAGGACGGAUAUGAGUGCUGUGAACAGGACUACAUUGCAUCCAUUGACAACGCAUCACGUACAUGUUGUGCAGGUCAGGUUUACGUGGUGAAGCACGACCACCACUGCUGCGGAGGAUAUUACGUCAAACUUCAUGCUGGUGAGGUCUGCUGUUACGACAGAACACAGAACAGAGUGUCUAUUGGGAUUGGAGACUCCUGUUGCGGGGAUAACCCAUAUCCUAAGGCCGGAGCUCAGGCCUGCUGUGGAGGAUCACUCCAUGAUGGCUUUACUCAGCGGUGUUGCGGGGGUAGAAUAAUCCCGCCAGACUUUGUCUGCUGUGGUAAUGAACAGGAGGGAUCUCUGUAUAGGAAGUCGCUGGGGAUGUCCUGCUGCGGGGAAGACUAUGUGAAUAUGUCAGACACAACCUGCUGUCCAGGACCUAAUGGACAAUUUAAAGCACAUCUAAAGUUAAAUAAUGGAAUUCCAUUAAAAUGCUGUGAAACCGAGCUGAUUACCGAAGAAGAGGAAUGCUGUAAAGGAAUUGGAUAUAAUCCAGUGACUCAUGUUUGUUCUGACAAGACAUCGACAGAAAGCUUUAUCACGGAAGAAGGUUGUGAGUCAGCUACCAUGUGCCCCAUUUCAAUGUCCGACACUGCACAUUGUGGACGGUGUCAUUUUAACUUUAGCUCUGAUUCCUGUCACGUGACAAGAGGUGUAAUAAGCAAUAAAAAUAGCACGGUGGAAGAUGAUAACAUUUGUUGGACAGAUGAGGAAAUCGUUUACACCGGAAGAUCAGACCAAUAUUUUUUUACUGAUAGUGGUCUAAACCCUUUCACAAUUUACGAAUAUCGAGUCUUAACCUGGAAUAGUUUUGGCUCCAGUUUCAGCAAUGGGAGCAGCGUCACUACUGAUCAGGAUAUACCUCAAGGACUAAGUCCUCCAAAAUGGACUGUAGUGGAGAAUGGUGAUGGUGUGAUUUUACUGAGCUGGCAGGAACCAAGGAAGAGGAACGGUGUCAUUCAUUAUGUACUACUACGUGAUGGAGUUGAGUGGUUUAAAGGGACUGAGAAACAUUUUGAAGAUCAGAGUGGGAUCCAAUCGUAUAAAGAAUAUGUAUAUCAACUGAGGGCAUGUACUGUAGCCGGCUGUAUACACAGUGCAAAGGUGACUGCUACCAUCAAACAAGGCAUCCCAGAGAACAUCCCUCCACCUAUUAUUGUCACAAUGAACUCUACAGCUUUAUAUCUCAGCUGGAUGGCUCCCAAAAGGCCAAAUGGUAGAAUUAAAGAAUAUCAGAUUCACCAGGCUGGGAAAGGAAUUAUCUAUGUGAUGAGUAUGGGAAAGAAGCAAUAUACUGUGUCAGGUCUUCAACCAUAUACAAAAUAUCUCUUCUUCCUGACAGUCUGCACUCCUGUAGGAUGUAAUAGCAGUGAGAUGACAUCAGGCUACACAUCACAAGCUCCUCCUCAAGGAGUUUGGCAGGAUCCUCACCACGUCACAAUCAAUUCAUCAGCACUGGAACUAUAUUGGAGGGAACCGGAGAAGCCCAAUGGGAUGAUUUCUGAGUAUAGACUGAUACGGAACGGGACAGUCAUUUCCACAAGAAGUGGUGAAUAUCUGAAUUUCACUGAUCUUGGCCUACAGCCCAACAGCAGCUAUUCCUACGAGCUGGAGGCUCAAAAUGAAGCAGGGAGCAACAUCAGUCGUGUCUAUAUGGUGGAAACUCCCGAGAAGACUCCAGAGCAAAUCCCCAUUCCUUAUAACAUCACUGUCCUGGGACCAUAUUCAGCUUUUGUAGCUUGGGAUGAUCCAGGGGUGUAUGACCCCAACGUCCCCCUGGAGUUCAGAGUUGUGUUGAAUGCUGGGAGGAGUGAAGCCCAGGUUCAUCCAGCUGGAGAACAACAUUUUAUCAUUUUAGAAGACUUGAUCCCGGGUGCUGAGUUUUCCCUCCGGUUACAGGCCUGUCAACUUGGUAGAUGUGGAGUCAGCAGGGUCACCUCCAUCAUAACUGCAGAAGCAGCGCCAGAAGGUCUUGAUCCACCAGAACUUAUUGCAGCCGGCCCAAAUGUUAUUAAGAUUACAUGGAAAGCACCAAAGAAACCAAAUGGAACCAUAAGGAAAUACAUAAUUCACAGGAGUCCUGCUGGAAGCCAUGAAAACACAAUAACAUCAGUCUCUGUGCCCGGUGAGAUUUCCGAAUACAUGGAUACUUCAGAAGACCUCCGACCUUACACUCAGUAUACAUACUCCAUCACAGCGCAAAACAGCCAGGGCGACCUGCAGAGUUCAUGGUCAGGUGUCCGCACAGAUGAAGCCCCUCCUGAAGAUUUAGCUCCACCAACAUCCGAAGUAAUAAGUGCGUAUUCUGUGCAUCUCACCUGGACGGCCCCCACAAGACCCCAUGGAGUUAUAAGACAAUAUGUUAUCCUGUAUCAGGAGACAAGUGACUCUACAUCAGCCACAUCCUCUGGGUCAUCCAUAACAAUGCCGGGAACAACAUAUCAGGCCAACGUGUUUGGGUUACGUCCUUUUUCAUCGUACCAAAUCUGUAUCAAGGCUUCCAACAGUGCCGGUACCACUUCUAGUUCAUGGAUUUCUAUAAAGACGAAGGAGGCUGCACCAGGUGCCCUUAACCUUACUGUGGACAACACAGAAGACGGCCGAGCAUUACACCUCAAAUGGUCUCAGCCAACUAGGACAAAUGGAGUAUUGAUGAUGUAUAACGUAUACAGCGAUGGCAAUCUUGAAUACAGCGGUUUAUCCAAACAGUUUCUGCUCCGUCGCCUAGAACCCUAUACCGUAUAUACAUUGGAACUUGAAGCUUGUACCGCAGCCGGCUGCACCCAAACUCUCCCCCGUCAUGUCCAGACAGAUGAAGCGUCUCCGUCAUCUCAGCUCUCACCCCAAAUCAAACCUCUUAAUUCUACCCACAUUAAACUAACCUGGACGCCUCCAGUUCAGCCGAAUGGAAAAAUUAUACAAUAUGAUAUAAUUAAAAGGUACACACUGGAAAAUUCUAUGGGGAACCAGAAGAACGUAGCUGAAAGUAUGGUCUUUAGAGAGCUGAACACCGAGCCUAUGGCGUUUACCUAUACAGACGGAGGACUGAAACCUUGGACCGAUUAUGAGUAUAAGGUCCGGGCAUGGAACUCUGCUGGAUACACUGAUAGCACAUGGAUCGUUGGUCAAACCAGUCAAGCAGCUCCCACUUUUGUUCUUCAGCCUAAGUUAUUCUAUGAUACGAAAAAUCCCAACCACAUUAGUAUCCAGUGGACCAAGCCAGAAGAAGACAAUGGCCAGAUACUGUAUUACAAGUUGCAGAAAAAUAAUAUAACACUACCCUUUAAUUUUGACUAUGCCACAUUAAAUUAUACAGAUGAAGAUUUGCUGCCUUAUUCAGAGUACGCUUACUCUGUAGUAGCUUGUACAUUGGGAGGUUGUACCAUAAGUGAUCCCACACACAUCAGAACCUUAGAAGGUCCACCAGGAGCACUAAUUCCACCCAAAGCGGAGGCCCUCAGUGCAACAGAAGUCAAUGUAUCUUGGUCUACACCGACAAUUCGUAAUGGGGAAAUCACUAAAUAUAUUGUUAAAGUGGACAAAGAAACUUACUACGCUGGAACAAUAUUAUCAAUGGUCAUUUCCAAUCUCCAACCCUUCACCAUCUAUAAUAUCAGUUUGGUUGCUUGCACCAACGGUGGCUGUACAAGUAGCUCGAACAUAAUGGUCAGAACCAAGGAAGCUCCUCCACUACACAUGAAAGAACCAGUAUUUGUAGUUACGAGUUCACAGUCUACUAAGGUCUCAUGGCAAAGUCCUGACAAAUCUAAUGGGGAAAUCACAAAAUAUGAGCUACAUAGAGAUGGUCAACUGAUCUAUACGGGUUUGGAUACUCACUAUCAUGACUUUGGGUUGGAACCAGGAACAGAAUAUACUUACACCAUACAAGCCAGCAAUAGCAAGGGGAGCUGUGUAAGCUUGCCUGCAAAUAUCAGGACCCAGCCGUCCUCACCUUCUGGUAUGGAGCCACCAGGACUUCAUGGAAGAAGUGCCCAUGAGAUGUUGAUUACUUGGAGAGCUCCUCUGAAGGCCAAUGGGGUCAUACUCAACUAUACGCUUCAUGUUCAUCAACCAGCGGAAAUGAAGGAUUUACAAUACACAUUUAAUAACUCCUUUCAGAAUGAUCAGUCUUUUGUAAUAAAGGACCUAAAACCUUAUGCACAGUAUGAAGCGAGGGUGGAAGCCUGCACUCUGCUCGGAUGUGCUGUAAGUGAGUGGAUGACUGGUCAUACCUUGGAGGCUCCCCCAGAAUCACAACCUGCUCCGCUAAUCGAUGUCCAGAAAAACACCCAAGCUCCAUUUCUGGCCUGGAAUGGUCCUCAACAACCAAAUGGGAAAAUCAUAAGAUAUGAUGUCUACCGCAGGAGGCUAAAUGACCCCCAAGAAAUGUUGACCCCUGUGGUGGUUUUCAAUGGGUCCUCAUUGUCAUUUCAGGAAGUGGAAUUGCUGCCAUAUACAGAGUAUGAGUAUCAGGUCUGGGCUGUGAAUUCUGCAGGAAGGACGUCCAGCUCCUGGGCACAUUGUAGGACCGGACCUGCUGCCCCGGAAGGUCUACGGGCACCAGCUUUCCACAAAGUGUCAUCUACAUCGGUGGUUGCAAAUAUAACCCCUCCGACUAAGCCAAACGGUGUAGUCAUCCUCUACAGGCUGUUCUCCAGGACUGGCAAGGGAGAGGACACUGUGGCAUCUGAAGGAACAUCCAACCAGCAGACCAUUCAUGAUUUGAAGCCCUUCACCAACUACUCCAUAGGCGCUGAGGCCUGCACAUGUCUGCAUUGUUGCAGUAAAGGUCCCGUCGCUCGGCUUACGACUCUCCCGGAUUCGCCUUCCAACCAGCGACCUCCACACGUUACGCAUAAAACUUCAAGGGCAGUGUCACUGUGGUGGAGUGUGCCGGGGUCACCUAAUGGCAUUAUUCAAAGGUAUGAAGUCCACACACUGGUGACCUGUCCUCCAUCAAUGGUCCAUACUGUUGGGGAAUUUUGCGUCGAAGGAGGCUUGGAAGUGAAAUAUUCUGGCGAGGAGAAGUCAUGUGACGUUACAGAUCUGCAGCCAUUCACCACAUACAAGCUGAGGGUGACUAGCUACAACUCAGAAGGAAGUGCUGACUCUGACUGGGUCCAUGUCACAACCUUAAAAGAAAAACCAGAGUACAGAACCCCCUUCCAUGUUUCCAGCAAUAUAACCACCAUAUUCCUGGACUGGAGACAGAGCUUCCAGCUUAAUGGGCAGCUAAAGGAGUUUGUCCUGACGGAGAGGGGGCAGCGUGUGUACAGCGGCCUGGACCCCAGUGUAUUCAUCCAGAAGAUCACAGAUAAAACCUUCUAUUUCCAGGUGAAGUGCACAACGGAUAUGGGAAGUGUGAGCACGCCAAUAGUGAAAUACAGCUCCGCCACGGGACUAGCUCCUGAACUAUCAAAUCCAAGCACAAAGAACGGGAUGGAAGCGAGAGGGAAUGUCGUCUACAUGGAGCUUUGGUUCAUACUCCUGAUGGCUUUAUUGGCCUUACUGCUGCUGGCCAUUCUCCUGUCACUUAUUCUAAAGAGGAAGCUAACCAAACAGCCAUGUCCGAGAGAGCGGCCGCCACUAGUGCCACUCCAACAGCGAAUGUCUCCGGCAAGUGCUUACUCAGAAAGCGACACGUAUGCGAAACGCUCAGUCUCUGGUAGUCAGCAGCCUCUUCUGAAAUGUCCUGUUUCUCAAGUCUCUUAUUCGCCAAUACAUAUUGAAAAUAAUGCAGAACAGGGAAUAUCGGACAUGAAGAUUUCAGGAGUGGAGACUCACACGAGCCAUAAUACAAUGAUGGUGAGGAAAACCAGCCAAAGUCAGAUCAGCCACAGCUUCUCCCAAAACUCCUUGUACCGCAGCGCCAGUCAACUCAUAGCUCCCCAUGAUAAGAAGUCCAUCCUAGAUAGCUCCAUAUGGGACAGCAUCAUUCAAGGUCAUGACAGUGGAAUGUUUAUGGAUGAUGAAGAUCUCCUCAGCACCAUAAAGAGCUUCAGCACCGUGACUAAGCAGCACACGGCCUUCACCGACACACCGCUAUAACACUGGAAGCAUCUAUGGCAGUGGUCUCCAACCUGCGGACCUCCAG
Messenger RNA from Hyla sarda, 16309 nucleotides. RefSeq names its product usherin (gene USH2A). Bases 565 to 16263 code for a protein of 5232 amino acids. Gene Ontology annotation, molecular function: protein binding. The record is from RefSeq and is a predicted model, not a curated record. Lineage: Eukaryota; Metazoa; Chordata; Amphibia; Anura; Hylidae. The transcript is spliced from 76 exons.